Molecule: messenger RNA, 627 nt
Organism: Sphenostylis stenocarpa
Lineage: Eukaryota; Viridiplantae; Streptophyta; Magnoliopsida; Fabales; Fabaceae
Source: the annotation of a GenBank genome assembly
AUGGUUCCAACCAACAGCAACACGACAAGGUGCCAUGACAACCGCUUUUACCGCAACCUAAUACUUGCGUUGGUUACCAUCUUUGUUUUAUUGAUGGCUGUUAUCAGCAUAGCAUGGCUUUUCAUGCACCCACAUGACCCUGGUUUUGAGGUGACGUCCCUUUCUGUGACCCACUUCAACGUCUCAGAAUCCCACGUACAAGGAAGGUACAAGAUCGGACUAACCAUAACAAACCCAAACAAGAUCAAAACCCAAGUGGUGCUUCACCGUCUCAUCUGCUUGAAGCUUUACGGUCAGAAGUGGCGCUCGGUGGCUGCAGUGCAACAACGCGUGUCAUUGGAGAAGUUGACCAACAAGAGUGUGAAGGUUGACUUUGAAUUGAGGAAGGAACCCUUAAAGGUGGCACCUCAGGUUCUGGUUAAGGACUUGAACAAAGGGGUGGUGCACUUAAACGUGGUGUUGAGCGCUAAGGUUAGAUUCCAAGCUGGAAUAUGGCCAAGCAUGGAUAAGAUAUUGGAUGUUAAGUGUGGGGAUCUGGAUGUGGAGUUCCACUCUCAAACAAAAGACACUGGCAGGCUUUUGAGUAUUGGGAAGAACUGCGACACACAGAAUACUGGAGGGACAUGA